Messenger RNA from Lactuca virosa, 468 nucleotides. The record is from the annotation of a GenBank genome assembly. Lineage: Eukaryota; Viridiplantae; Streptophyta; Magnoliopsida; Asterales; Asteraceae.
AUGCCGAAGAACAAGGGAAAGGGAGGCAAAAACCGCAAGAGAGGAAAGAACGAAGCCGACGACGAGAAGCGUGAGCUCGUAUUCAAGGAAGACGGUCAGGAGUAUGCCCAGGUGCUCCGUAUGCUCGGAAACGGCCGUUGUGAGUCCAUGUGUAUUGACGGCACUAAGCGUCUCAGCCAUAUCCGUGGUAAGAUGCACAAGAAGGUCUGGAUCGCAGCUGGAGAUAUCAUCCUUGUUGGGCUUCGUGAUUACCAGGAUGAUAAGGCGGAUGUCAUCCUUAAGUAUAUGCCGGAUGAGGCAAGGAUGGCGCUGGUGAUGAUUAUAUCGAGUUUGAAGACGAAGAUAUCGACAAAAUCUAGGUUUUCAAAUUGUGAUGGAAUGAACAAAAUUGAGUCUGAGGGGAGUUGGGAAAAAUUGAUGGGGCAAUUUUAUGCCUUGUGUUGUGAGUUGGUUGUGGAGCAAUCUUAG